AUGGGCCUGGCGGUGGUGGUUCUUAUACAGAUGCUGGGGAAUGGGGUCCCUCGGGGGGUUCAGGCCCAUGUCCAGCGCCCUCGGCGCCCCGUUUUGGGCCUUUCCACCUGGAACGCCUACGGCCAGAACAUUGAUGCUAAGCUGAUCGAGGCCAUCAUGCAAGCUCUCAUCGAUUCGGGACUGCGGGAUGCCGCGCUGUUCUCAUGCCCGGGUGCUACCGCUCAGGGCUAUACGCUGAUUGCUUUGGACGAUGGGUGGGGUGCCCAGAACCGCAACGCUUCUGGUUGCAUUGUCGGCGAUCCUGUCAAGUUCCCCGCCGGAAUGAAAGCGCUCGGUGAUGCCAUCCAUGCCAACGGCUUUCUCUACGGCUUGUGUGAGAGGCUAGCCCACGACACGGCACGGAGCAACUUGACUUGUGGGGGCAAGAUGCCGGGUAGUCUGGGCCACGAGCCGCUGGAUGCCGCCACUUUUGCUGCGUACGGUGCCGACUGGCUCAAGAACGACGACUGUCGCGUCGUCUAUGCAGAUGCCGCUCAUGAUUACGGCGCCAUGGAGCAAGCACUGUCUGCAGUGCCCCGACCCAUAUUGCACAACGUCAAGGCCCCUGAUCUCACCCCUCAGCAAGCCGUCAAUGUGUCGCAAUUUCGCCGCGUGGCCAAAGACCUCAAGAACACGUGGGAAGACAUGACGCGCGUGCUGGAUACGGCCAACGACCAACGCUACAUGGACGUGACGGGACCCGAAAGUGGCUUCUUCCAGGAUCUCGACAUGCUGGAGGUGGGCAAUGGAAACGAUGGGCACGGCCAAGCUGCCAUGAACAUUACCGAGUGGCAGGCCCACUUCUCGCUAUGGGCUGCUUUCAAGUCGCCCUUGCAACUUGGCAAUGACGUCCGCACCAUGGCCCCAGAGGUUUUGGCCAUUCUCAACAAUACCGAGGUCAUUGCCGUCAAUCAAGAUGACCUGGGUCAGAGUGUGCGCCGUGUGGCGCUCGCACCGGGCCGAUCUUUUUCCUCGGCCACAAAAGUCUAUCUGGCGCCGUGUGCGCAUCGAUCGGAUGACCCUGUACGCCAACUUCAAAUGUGGUCCAUCAAUGGCACGCAGAUUCAUGCUGAGAAUCAGACCAUUCAGUCAAUGGGGGCUGGCACUUCCUGCUGGCCGAGCUCAGGAACAACUGUCUCGGGCCUUGCCACGUGCUGUCUGGACGCAGAGGGCAGUCAUGUGGAGGUGGACAAGUGUGGCUGGUCGACCGACCAUCGACGCCAACAAAUGCUAGUGAGUGGGGACGGCACCAUCCAAAACCAGCUGGGGGAGCAGUGCCUCACGCUGGCAGAAACGCUGGAAGUGUAUGCAGCACCGCACCGACGGAAUUUACGAUAUUGUAUCAACCACACACACAUGCACGCGCGCACACACACACACACAACCGCACGUCGCAUGUCCGGCUCGUCCAUCGUGACUCUUUCUCUCGAAUCUCUCUCUCUCUCUCUCUCUCUCUCUCUCUCUCUCACAAACUUUCUCUCUGUGGUGGCCUGUUGGCUGUAUGGCGGCGCGACCCUGCGUGAGGCGGCACCCUUUUAUGUCUGCGUGCAUGGUUUUUCCACGGAAGCAGCCAUCUACGAUGAGAUCUUGCAGACGCUGCUGGCAGAUCAGCCGGGCGCUGGCGCCGUGAGCAUCGACCUGUACGGUCGUGGCGCCUCAGCUGCCCUCGACCUGCAGAACCACCAUAACACACUCGAGAUCUUCUCGAGCCAGAUCUCUGAUGUCCUCUUUCACUUGGCGCCCCAGACCCGAGGCCGCAGCACGCAUGACCUCACCAUUGUCGGCUAUUCCAUGGGUGGCCCGAUCGUUGCCAACUUUGCCGUCCUGCACCCGACCAUGCUGCAAAAGCUGGUUUUGGUGGCCCCGGCCGGCCUGCCCUCUCCUCUGCCGCUCACGGCGCAAAUCGUUCAGACCCCAAUCUUGGGCAACCUCCUCUUUCAUCUGGCUGCUCGCAGCAGUAUGCAAUCACACAUCAUUGAAGGUUCGCCCAAAAACCGAGCACCAGCCUCCCUCGCCGCAAUCACCUUCUGGCCCAGCCCCUGCGCUCAACAAGCAUAG
Monosiga brevicollis MX1 is the source of this 2097-nucleotide messenger RNA. RefSeq lists its product as uncharacterized. Gene Ontology annotation, biological process: carbohydrate metabolic process. The record is from RefSeq and is a predicted model, not a curated record. Gene Ontology annotation, molecular function: hydrolase activity, hydrolyzing O-glycosyl compounds. The transcript has 13 exons. NCBI's taxonomy places the organism in Eukaryota, Choanoflagellata, Craspedida, Salpingoecidae. Bases 1 to 2097 code for a protein of 698 amino acids.